Molecule: messenger RNA, 636 nt
Organism: Rhizoctonia solani
Lineage: Eukaryota; Fungi; Basidiomycota; Agaricomycetes; Cantharellales; Ceratobasidiaceae
Exons: 5
Coding region: 1-636 (211 amino acids)
Source: RefSeq, a predicted model, not a curated record
AUGCCUGUCACGAGUGUAGGAGCAAAAAGUUGUGGAGAUCGACCCACUUGCGACGGCUGUAAACGAAAGCAAGACCAUCAUGCUGCCAGCGGCUCUGGUCGACCUGUACCAGAGUGUACAUAUGAUUUUCCCCCCGGUGAAGAAGUCUGGAAGCCUUGGAACAGGUCAAUUGGGCAGACCGUACGCAAGGACAGGUCCCCUGGCAAGCGGUCGCCAUCGCCUCGGAACAGUUACAAGCCUCACUGUUCUCGUACGCCGCCUGAGCAACCUAUGGCUCAAGUUAGAACAAACGUGACGAUGCAGAGACUAACUAGGCCUGACGGGGCAUCGUCAUUGCUACCUGGCCCAGUAAGCGCGCCCUGCCCGGACCUUUUCCCAGUGCAAUACUCCACAAGGUCAUUUAUCACUUCUGGGUUUUCGUAUACCUACGAUACUCCGUCAAGCGUAGGUAUCUUACCGUAUAACGGCUUUCCAAUGAUGGACCAUACUUGGAAUAGCCCCACUCUUGCUACCACUUUCCACGGCCAAUAUUCUCAGCAACCUAUGAGUAUGACCGGCUCUAGCUCAGUAACAGAUGCAUAUGCAUCACCGACUGUGGUACGAUUUUAUGACCCUUCCAAUCAGACUGAAUCUUGA